AUGGAUGACCUAUUUUAUUGUAUUCGUAUAAUGCAAAUAUCUACUGACAAAUUACAAUCAACACGUCAUACAGAAAGUCUUCGUCGUUCAUCACUUAUACGUUCAACAUUUUUACAAUCUCGUAAACAUUUUUGUGAUUUAAUUCAUUCACUUAUUAAAAUAUCUUCAACAACAAAUGCACUUCUACCGGUUAUUAUAGAAAAUGAAGAAAAUAGAACAAAAAUUCUACCAUAUCAACGUACAAUAACAUCACAAAAACGUAAAUCAUGUCAUGUUAAUGCUGUUAAACGUAUACGUCUCACAUCAUCGUCAACAUCAUCAUCGAAUGUUUCAAAUCAAAUAACAUCCGAUUAA
Messenger RNA from Rotaria sordida, 354 nucleotides. The record is from the annotation of a GenBank genome assembly. Lineage: Eukaryota; Metazoa; Rotifera; Eurotatoria; Philodinida; Philodinidae.